Molecule: messenger RNA, 6678 nt
Organism: Symbiodinium natans
Lineage: Eukaryota; Dinophyceae; Suessiales; Symbiodiniaceae
Source: the annotation of a GenBank genome assembly
AUGCUCCUCGAGAACGCCGUGGCUCAAGAUGUCCAAGGAGGAUCGUCCCUGCAGAUGUACUGGAGAAUGUUUGAUGGAUUCAUUGUCCAAGAAGACGCGUUGCGUCGACACUAUCUACCGGUCAAUAGAAGCUUACAGAGCAUGGCCAGAAGCUUUUUGACGGUCAAGAACGCAGCUUCUUUUUUUGUUCACGGGCCAGGACGCUUUUUGUCGUCGCAAAGCUUUUGGCAGUUUGUGCGAACGUUCCCCGUCGACUUGCAGUGGGAGAUUUGCCUGGCGCUAGGCGAGAACAAACUUCUGGUUUGUGCUUUGCCCGUCGCCGUGGCAGAGCCAGGCGUGUCUGGCCACUUGGUGCAUCCACCGUUGGAGGAUGUGGAGCUUGCGCUCUUGUCUCUAAGCCUUCCGCUUCGACGACAGCUACUUCACUAUCUAGACUUGUGGGAUUUGGCUCGUGCUGUUUCAACGUGCACGGAGUUGCAAGAUGUUAUCAUGAACAGCGACUCUUGGAAAUGUGACAGCACGCUUUAUCUACGAAGUUUGCCUUCGCAAAUAUUCUUUGCUGCGUCGCCGACGUACCACUUGAAUCCAACGGCGUACGCGAGUCUGCGCUCCGUGAAUCCACUGCAAGGUCACGCUUGCAUUGUCAUGUCGUGGGGUUGCCAGGUUGACGCACUUGUGAUCGGUGUCACGAACGCAUUCGUUUCCAGAAUGUCAGACGCGGAAGUUCAACACCUUUGCUCUUGUACAAUCACUGCUCCUUUUCAAACAGAAUGCAAAACCUGCAUUAGGUGGACGGCUUCUAAGCAAGCGCCAAUAGACGUAUCAUGUCCUUUCCUGGUUGCAGAUCGAUGUGUGCGUGUCUUGGAUCUAGCUUGGCAGCAGCAUUCGCUCAGACUCAAGGUUGAUGGUCGAACGGUGCUUUCUGUCGACAUUUCAUGUGUUGGCUUGCAGCGCGAUGCCUAUGUCUUCCUAUACUCUAUCGGAGAACAAGUGUGCAAGGACAACUUGCAGAUGGCCUUCGCAGAACGCCGACGUGAGCAUGUCAAUGACCUUGCAGGGGGCUCCGAUGCGUUGAAGCCGACAGAUCCUCUGUCGUGUUUGUCGCAGAGUCUCCAAAGGGAAGUCAUUAUCAACAUUGCCACGACACGCGAGCUGCUGUGCUUGCGAGCUUGCAGCAAAUCUGCGUCUGAACUUCUGCGAGAGGAUUCACUGCUGCGAGGCUCCGUAGUCGACUUGCGAGACGCAGGUGCGCAAGCAUUUCGGCCCGGAAGUGCUUUUAGUUUUUUGAUGGCUGUCCUUGCUCAAGCAAAGGUCAUCAAGCUGCAGUAUCGACACAUACAUGCUGUCCCGCCGACUUCAACGUCCAGAGUCCUCCUUGAAUGGUCAGGACACACUUUCCUUCGGCGCGAAAGCGACUUUUGUUCUUGGCGCGCUCUGCAUCCUGUUUAUCAGCGUGCCAGCUUGGACAUUGCAGUGUCUUCAGAUAUUCGCACUUUGGUCCUUGGCAUCAAGAACCUAGUUCGAAACAGUGUUCGCUGGCUUAACGUUUGCAUGGAGUGGAAUGCAACCUAUUUCGCAGUCUUUCUCGACGAUGUCCCACUAUGCCACGUUGACACGUGGAACGAGUGGUUCUCCGUCUGCAACAUUUCUCGAUACAAAAAGAUUGCAAGCCCUGCGAAAGCAACAGCUUUGCAUACCUUCCAGUCCAGGUCCGAAGUGCAUGUAUCCGAACCAGAGUCUGACGAAUGGGACUACAAUGAGCAUGUGCUUCGCGCGAAGAAAGUCUUGGCCAGCACGGAGUUCUCCACUUGUCCAGCCACGUCGCCUCCGCCAGGAUUAACGCCAGUGCUGACAUGCACGCCUGUGAUUUUUGGUGUGGAGCAUCUCAAAGUACCUCCUAUCUUUGAUCAUCUCAGUAUCUUGCACAGUCAUGAGCGUGAUCAACAUUUGGUCUUCCAAGAGGAAGGGCAUCGCUACUAUUGGAAGAAUGAAAGUGUUAACAUUUCAGUAACUGGCUUGAUUCAUUUGCUUACUGGCGGCUUUAAAGAGCAAGACGUCAUCAGGAGCAUGCGUCAAGGGAGUAAUUGGCCUCGUGCUGCAUACGUGAAGCCGUAUGCAUCGCUGGAGCUUCUGCAGAUUCUGCAACAAAUUCCCGGCACGGAACAACUGGUCAGUUUGUUGCAACAGCUGCCGCAUGAUCGCGCUGCAGUUGCCAAUCUCGUUCGGUCCAUGAUUUAUUCCGAUGCCGUCUACAACGAACUGACGGAUAUCGUUUCUAUGACUUCCUCAGAAAUAUGCCACCUUUGGGCGCAAGCACGCCGCGUUGGUGCGGCGCGAGGAACUUGGAUGCAUGCGCAGAUAGAAUGUCUGCUUAAUGGCGGCUGUGUCACUUCUUGCAGCUUGGAGGUAGCAAAGUUUUUGCGGUUUGUCGCUGAGGGCGGAUUCGGGAACACUUCUGCGUUUCGCACCGAAUGGAAGAUAUACGCUUCUGAAGAAUCUCUUGCAGGCUCAAUAGAUUUUGUGGCACGUGCGCCCGAUGGCGCUCUGGUCUUGUUUGACUGGAAGCGUGCUAACAAGUUGUGUGAGAAGCACAACUCGUUCGGCAAGUUCAUGAAGUCGCCCAUGCACCAUGUCCCGGAUGCAUCGCUCUGGCAUUACCGACUGCACUUUAAUCUGUACAAAUUCAUCUUGGAGAGAUAUUACAACCUGCGUGUCGUUGGAAUGCAUAUCGUGUCUUUCCAUCCCGACAGUAGCGCAUUUGUUGACAAGGUCCCGGACAUGCAAGCGGAGGCAAAUGCUAUCAUGACAUAUCAGCGAAACCGUUUGGCAAACCAAGCUGGUGAAAAAGAGAGAGAUUUCCGUGGAGGGGCAGCGGCGCCCAGUCAAGCCAGUGAGGCGGACUCCUUCACGCAACGCAUCGAGCAGGAGUUUGAGGAUGCACUUGUACCGUCACCUGAGUGUUGCAGGGUGGAUUCAAGUGGGCGGCGCGACCAUGUCGCCAAAAUUCUUGAGAUUGACGACGCAUUUUUGCUGAACGGUGUUGUUCCAGACCUUCCGCAGUCGCAACAAGGCAGUAUUCUCCAUGACAUCCAAGAAGUUCAAGAACUUGUUGCCGCGCAUUCUGACUCUUCCUCGUGGCCGGAGCCCCUCCAGCAUGUUGUGCAAGGAGCUAUCUCUGUGCAUCGCUUGCGUUUACUGGACAUCUCACGUCGAGAGGAAGUUCUUUUUCUUGAGCUUAUUGAGGGAAGUUCUCGACAUGUGCGAGCUCAUAACGGCCAGUGUUUCUUUCUGAGUGAACAUGGCCACUGGGCCGUGUACAACGGCGUUAUUCCUCAGGGUGUCCUUGCCAGAUGCAAAAAGUUUUUGCUCUUCCUUGAAGGUUUGUACAGACUCCUACCGACUGGAACACUGCGCACCCCGGACUCUAUCAUCCGAGCAGUAUCAGUCUUGUUGCAGGGUCGGAACGACAACGCAGAUUUCCUUCUUCAAGAAUGCGAAAGAGCUGCUAUUUGCUGUAAUCCUCACGCUGCGAAGCGCCGCAAAACAAGGGCGGGCGUGGAAAAUGAAAACCGGGAUGAUUCAGAGGAUGAGAACAAGCCAUGGACACAGGUCAUGGCGAGCACUGUUGGAAAGCUGUACGUCAAACUGCAAACCUCACUGCUGCAAGACUAUUUGAUUAAGUACUAUGUGGAGUGGUGUUCUAUUGAUGAUCCUCGACAGGCUGGAUUUUGCACUUUAGAUGCCUGCCUGGUCUUUGAGAAAGAGAAAGGCUUGCAGCAAUUGCAGAAGGCCGGCUCGAACAACAUAUACACUUUCCUGCCACACCGGCUGCUGGAUCCGGUGCCUGACGAUGUCAAGCAGCGAGUCCAACAUUUCUGGUACACAACUUAUUGGAACAAUGGAGAAGCCUUUGACUGUUUUAUGUCAGCACUAACUCUAGCUAUUCGAGGAGAAAACGUUGAUCGAGCCUUCUGGGGAAUUGGCUCUGGUGGGGUGGGGCAGAGCCUGCAGACCGCGCACUUGGAAGCAAUUCUCGGGAGUUUUCACGCGUGCUUGGACAUGAAUAUUUAUUAUUCUGACGAGGAGAUGCGCAAGCAGGCUGCGUCACUUCUAGGAAAACUUGUCGUUACUGGCCAGGAGUCGGUGCAAGGCAGCCGUAGAGGCAUGCGUGAGGACGUGUACAAGAAGCACAUGUCGGCAGACAAGCUUCCUGAAAGAUUGCCAUACGCAAUCGAGACACGACUUGUGGAGCUCCGUGGUUGGAAGCGGUUCGAGUUUAACAUGUUGCCGAGGUCACUUGCCUGCAAGUUAGUGGUCACACUGUUUUCUGAACUGUCGACCCACACCUUCAAGCAUGAACCUCACCAGCAAAGGUUCUUUGGCGUCAGCGAAGAGACUUUCAACUCCUUAUAUCGACGAUCGUUAGCUGUGCGCUACAAGGCUUUGUUCUUGGAGUUGAAGGACAUAACGAACCAAGUGAAAGAGCCAGAGAAGAAAGGCAUUUUUCCUAAAGAUCCGACGUUGAAAGACUUUCUGCGAUCGAAACCUGCGUGUCUCGUCACUCUGAGAGCUGUGUGGAAUUACGCUUGCAGACACAGCGCCGCAGACUGCAGAAGCUGCCUGGAGGACUAUGUUGUCGGUAAGAAGGAUGAGGGUCUCACAGAAGCGUGUGUCCGGGAAGCGUGUGGACUCAAACCUCCUGACACGUCAGAAAACCGGGACAGUUCUCGGCUUCCCGGCUCGGUGACGAGCGAUCUACCUGAAACAGACGGCGCAGGCCAGGAAGUAGAUCCAGAAGUCUUACGGCUCUUACAACAACAGGCAGAUGAGAUUGAGGCUUGGAUGAUCGAUGUCAAUAAAGACUGGUGCACGCCUUCCCAGAUAAAAACGGUCAAGGGCAAACAUUUUUGGAAAGCGUUUAGUCGUCAAGAUGCAGAGAACAUUCUCAAAGCGCUGGCUGACAACAAGCUCAUGCUCCAAAGCACUUUGACUCUUCAAAAACAAGGUCUUACCGAGAUCUUUGCGCCGCAAAUCCACACAGAGAAGUCCAUGAAGGAGGUGGUCAAUAUGGAUCAUCACGGCUGCACAGUUUUCCCAGAAGUUUACGACUGUGAGGCAUUGCGCCAACACAUGCUCGAACACAAAGGACGUCUUGCAAAUGACAAAGUUUUGCUGCAAGCCCAUAAAAAAAGGUUGAACGACUUGAAGAAAAGCAAAGCCAGCGGUGCAGGUGCACCUACAAAAGUACAACGUACAGUCCAGGAGAAUCAAGAAAACAUGAUACAGACAAUGGGCGCCCGCCUUCGCAUGGAGCAACAACUUUUCGAUGACAUGCAGAAGUGUGUGGAACAAGAUGUGGAACUAUUAGAGAUGGUUAUGCAGCGUACCUAUUCGUACAAGCUUCAACACCGCUGUCGGCGCAUGGUGGAUGGGUUCGGCGCGCAAAGUUUCUCAAGGGUUUUUCGCAAUAUUGUUUGCAAGAACACACGGGAUUUCGAUUUCCACGCAAGCAUGUUCACCAUCGUGGUUCAGAUGGUUGACAAACUCGGCGUGGCCUAUCAUAAAACACUGAAAGACUUAGCAGCUUGGCGUGCUGUGGCUAAGACUAGAGAGAAGGUUUGCGCAGAGAUCCUGCAGUGCAGCCAGACCAGAGGAAAAGCUCUUCUUCUUCAGGUAGCUUGCGGUCGAGCUCUGUCCUCAGCCGAUGAUAUUUGCGAGACUGGUCAGAAAUUUUUGCAUGAUCUAUCUAAAGAAAGCCGCUGCUUGCGUUGGCUUGCUCGGAGUCAGUGUCCAGAUCUUUACCUGAGCGCGAAAGAUGGUGCUGCCGGUCUAAAGCAAAGCAGUUGGCCAGAAGCAACGGUCUUUGCUUAUUGGUGGAACGCUGCAGAAGACCUUUGUCUGAGCAGCAUCUUGGAUCUAGUUGCAGAUGUUGAGGUGUCGCGCAAGCACAUUUCCUUACACUUCGAUGGUGUUCUACUGUCGACUGAGAUUGUGCAGGUCACUGAGUUAGAAGGCACGUCUCUGCGUGUGGACGCUGCUGAUGAGACAAUGUUGACGCUACUCUCAUCGCCUGGUAACUGCAUACCUUUCGCGUACGCCUGUGUGACACAAGCCUGGCGUUUUGUGGAGGAGGCAUUGCGGACAGUCAACCUCGCGCAGAGCAAGGUGGCUACAGAUGCUACAAGGACUGGACAAAAUGCAAUCAGCGCUUCCUUCGGCCAUGCUUUACGCUGCCUUCACUGCCAGGAACGGAUUUUCUUGUGCACGCUAACGUUGGCAGUGCCCCGCAAUGCUUUGGUGCGAAAGUCCUACCAGAUAAGCAAGCAACUGCUCCUGCCUUGCAGGAAAUUCUUGAUGAGUCUUGCGAAGCAUGCAGCAUUGUCUUUUUCUGUGUCCAAAGUACGGAGCCAACAGCAGUUGCUGGAGAGCAGCAGCUGCUGGAUCUUGUCGCAGGCGCCAGUUCGAAGGAUCGGAUGGAUUCUCAAGCUGGAGCUUCAGGGGCCGGUAGCGAAGCGACCGAAGCCGACGUUCAGGUUGGAAUGCAUCUACGAGAGCUCCUCAAAGAUGAAGUCAAGAACCUCAUUGCGAAAGUUCAACAGAACAAAGGAUCAAGCUUCGGGUCGCAGGUCUGCCCUUUAUGCCCAUGGCGACGCUUCGAUAAAAGAAGUUAUUUGCUGA